CAGAAUCGAGCAGAGAGGAUCUGUGUGAGCAGUCAUGGACGGGAGUCUGUUUGUGCUGCUGCUGCUGCUGUCAGGGCUCUUCUGGAGCAGUUCUGCUCUUUCUCGUCAGUACCACUAUAUACAUUUGAGAAUGUCAUGGCCAGAGGCUCAGAGUUACUGCAGAGAGAAGUACACUGACCUGGCUACUGUAGACAACAUGGUUGAUGUGAACAGGCUGGUAAAUAUAGUGGAUGCUGGAUACAGCGGAUCUGUGUGGAUUGGACUGAAGAGAGGGACACAGAAACGCUGGGCUUGGUCUAAUGGAGAAGAAAAAUUUUCUCCGUACUCUAACUGGGCUUCAGGAGAGCCAAAUGAGAAUGCAUCUUGUGCAGCUUAUUUUUUCGGGGUCUGGUAUGAUAUUGCAUGUAGCCAUGGACGAUAUUUUACAUGCUACAAGGAAAAUAAUGGAUACGUUAUGAUUCAAAGUGCUAAAAACUGGAGUGAUGCUCAGAGCUACUGCAGACAGUAUUACACAGAUCUGCCCUCCAUCCACAACUCUAAAGAAAAUAACCAGAUAACUCGGGUUGUGUUCUAUGGAUAUUACACCUGGUUUGGUCUGUUCCAGGACUCUUGGGAAUGGUCUGACAAAUGGAGCCGCUUCUUUAGAAACUGGGCAGCAGGUCAACCAUCCCAGAGUUCAGGAUCUGGUGACUGUGUCGGCAUGUCAAGGAAAGAUUCUGGGAAAUGGGCCCAUGAAAGCUGUGAUCUGGAGUAUCCUUUUAUCUGCCAUGGAUGGCGCAAAUACCAGUACCAGUUUAUAAAUGAAAGCAGGUCAUGGCAAGAUGCUCAGAGUUACUGCAGAGCGAGAUUCACUGAUCUGGCCACUGCUGACAACAUGAGCGACGCGAGAUUGCUGGUAAAUACAGUGGAUGCUGGAUACAGUGGUUCAGUAUGGAUAGGUCUCCACAAUGGAACAGAGUAUCGCUGGGUCUGGUCUAUAGGCACACAGUCCCAGUACAGUAUCUGGAAUCCAGGAGAACCAAAUGGUGAUGGAGAGUGUGUGAAUAGUUUUAAUGGAAACUGGUAUGAUGAGAGCUGCAGCACCGCUCUCCCAUUUGUGUGUUUCAAUGACAGCUCUGGUUUUAUUAUCAUUACGACUGCUAUGACAUGGAGAGAUGCUCAGAGUUACUGCAGACAACACCACACUGACUUGGCGAGUAUCAGCAGCGCAGAGCAGCAGAAUCUGAUCCGUAAUCAAGCAUCUCUCUGGAUUGGUCUGUUCCUGGACUCUUGGCAGUGGUCUGAUAGUGGGAAUCUCAGUUUCAGAUACUGGACAGAAGGUCAACCAUCCCAGAGUUCAGGAUCUGAGUGUGUCGGCAUGUCAAGAAUCAAUUCUGGGAAAUGGGCUCAUGAAAGCUGUGAUCUAAAGCGUCCUUUUAUCUGCCAUGGAGAUGACAAGUUGAUUAAAAAGCAGAUUGUCAAACUAAAAUUGUCCUGUAAUGGAAAAUGCACAUUGAAUGAUCCUUCCAUACAGACUGCCAUCCUGAAUGAGAUAAGUGAAAAGCUGAAGAGCAUGGGGCUGGAAAGUGACAGCAAAAUAAGCUGGAGAAAAGGAGAAGGUGGAGAGGUGUUUCAUCAGGAGAUCAACCGUAUUGCAGGUUCCAAUAAUAAAUGUAAUAAGAAGUAAUCUUUUAUUUAGGCCUUUAUAUCAAAAUUCAAAAUAGACUCAAAGAAUAUAGAGGGGUUUUUAUUUUUAGUAACAGUAGAUUGCUUUAAGGAAUUGUGAAGUACUUUUAGCAGAAUUAUCAGUUAUUUAAAGUGCCCCUAUUAUGCUAUUUUUUAGGUACCUGGAGGUCUCAUAAUAUACAUUGCACAUCACCACAUUUUUCAAUGAUUCUCAAACGACUCUGAUGAUUCCGUCUCUCUAAAUCCCACCUUUUCGCAAGCCUACUCUGCUCUGAUUGGCCAGAUGGCCCAGUCUGUUACGAUUGGUCUACUGCUUACAGCACGUGUUGGAAACAAAACGCUCAUUACCAGAACUGAACUUUAGCUCCGGAGGUUUUGCUCAGUUCUCAGCAAUUGACUAUAUGCACGUCCUUGUUGUCCUUUAGCCAGCUCAGGCAUUUCCGGUGAACUGUUAGCUGUUCAUUCUGUACUUGCUGUACAUUGACACAAAACCAUCAGUGAUGGGAAUAACGGCAUUAUAAAUAAACGGCGUUACUAACGGCAUUAUUUUUUUCAGUGUAAAGUAUAAAGUAAUCAAAUGAAUUACUUUUUCUCCCGUUACAACGCCAUUACCGUUACUGACCAAAAAUCCCACAUUACUAUAAUUGAGCUCACUGAAGCGGUUUUCAUCCGAGUAGACUCUCUCUCAGCCAUAGGA
Molecule: messenger RNA, 2362 nt
Organism: Megalobrama amblycephala (Wuchang bream)
Lineage: Eukaryota; Metazoa; Chordata; Actinopteri; Cypriniformes; Xenocyprididae
Product: macrophage mannose receptor 1-like
Exons: 7
Coding region: 35-1666 (543 amino acids)
Source: RefSeq, a predicted model, not a curated record